GCCCCCAUCGCCGGACCGCCAUCGUCGCCGCUUGCCUUCGCCACCGCCAAGCCGCGCCGCCGUCCACCGCCGUCCCCGCCGUUUGCCGCUGCGCUACGUUCUAGCCGCUUUAGUCUAGAACCAAAGCCCCCGCCUGAAUGUCGAGAUUGAGGUCGACUCGGAGUCGUCGGGUGAGUAGACAGCUGCGGAGGAUUCAGGUGGUGAUGCCGAGGACAGUGAGUCAGAGUGGACGCCUUCGAGAGGGCGUAGGGAAAAGUUCUGGGAGGAGGAUGCGCCCCAUUUUUGGAUAGUGCUGACCAAGAGAGCUGAUCUUGAUAUUUUGGUGGUUUGGAGUUUAUAGUUCGGUGUGCUUAUAAAUUAUUUUGUGGUUUGUAUUGGCGGAUGAUGUAAAUAUUUGGAAGUGUAAUAUAUGCUUGGUAGUUUGACGAUUUGUUCCUUCCUGGUGUUCUCCAAUUUUAAUGUCCGGGAUUUUUGAUUACUUCCGCCGCGAUUUAACUCUGAUGGAUCGUUGGGUCGGCGACGUUAUUCCUGGGACGUCGCACUCUUCCGACCGAGGAGAGGGAUGUCGCAGGCUCGAUGGGGUUCGAGGCGUGACAUCCUCUGUUGAAUUGGUAUCAGAGCAAGGACAGCUCGAUUUAAGUUGAUCGAAGCUUGGAGUGAUAAGAAGUGGAGACCCAGGAUAGCUGUAGUUAGUUAGGGAGACCUUAGUGAACCAUAGUGUGUCUAGGGCUACAUGUAUUUCCAGACUGUUGUUGUGAUUGUUGAGUGAAUUGGGUGUUUUAUCGGAAUGCAGGUGCGUCUGGACCUGAGGUAAGUGCACGAACCCUUUUGAUGUGGUUUGGUGCUGUGUGAUUGAUUGCCUGCUAAGUGGAUUACUGUGUCAACUCACUGCCUAGGACUAGACUGGGUUAGUUGGCCUAAGUCUUGAAUUCUUGGAUGGAAUUAUAGCAGAUAGGAGAGUGAUAGAAAGCUGGGAUGAUGAGCAGCUAGGGAAGAGGUGCUUGAAAGGGUACAGGCAGAAGAGCCAGAGGUCGAGGUGGUGCUCGAGUCAGAGCGAUAGAGGAUCUUGGAAUUGAUGCUAGGUCUGCAGAGAACCCCAGAGUUGAGGCUAGACCUGUAGAAAACUCUAGAGUUGACGCUAGAGCUGCAGUAGAUCCCAGAGUUGAUGUUAGGGCUGCAGGGGAUCCUCGAAUGGAUGGAGUUAUAAGGGCCCUCGAGGAGGUUGGGGUUUUGAUGGGUAGGCAGACUCAGGAACGAGAUGCCAUUAUCGCCCAAGCAGUUGAGGCCGCUGUGGCUAUUACCCUCAAUGGCAACAAUGGAAAUCGGGGGCAUGUAAAUGCGAAUCGACUAAUGCAUCAGCUGGUUGAACAGUUUCUAAAGUUAAAGCCCCCUAAGUUUGAUGGUGGAGGUGAUUUGGUGGCUGCGUCACUUUGGGUAGAGGAGUUGGAAAAGGCUUUUGAUGUACUAGGACGUACGGAUGAGGAGAAAGUGACGUUGGCGGUGUAUCAGCUUCGGGGGAAUGCGAGUGAUUGGUGGAAAGCCACCAGAAGAAGAGUAUUCCCAGCUGGUACCGCCCAGACUUGGGCGAUGUUUGUGGAGACUUUCAAUAAUAAGUAUUUUUCUAAGAGUGCUAAGGAAAAGGAGUUGGUGGAGUUUAUGAGGCUUUACCAGGGGCAAAGGACAGUGGACCAGUAUGAGGCUAAGUUCACGAAGUUAUCUAAGUUUGCCCCUAGGAUGAUGAAGGAUCCAUGGGAUAGAGCUCGGAGGUUCCGAGAUGGUUUGAAACCGAACCUCCGUAGUCAGAUGAUUUCGCUGAAUCUGAGAGACUAUAAUGAGAUCUAUGAUCGGGCUCAAGCAAUAAAGCGGGAUUUAGCGGAUAGAGACGCUGCUUCUGGGUCGAGAUACGUUUCGGCGAGAGACAAUCGGAAUCUUGGGAAGAGACCGAUGACGGAGGAUCAGCAUUUGUUCCUUCCGUUAGAAGGGAUAUUGGAAAACCGAAUCGUUAUCAGGAUGUUGUAUGCUAGUUGUGUGGUAGAAGACAUGGGACUAGACCUUGUCCAAGAAGGAAUAUUAUAUGUUAUAAUUGUGGCAUGUUAUGGCUUCCUUGAUUGACAAGAUUUUAGUUUCGUUGGGGUACCCGGAUUGCAAGAUUGUAACUGGUAAUGGGAAGGAAAGAA
Molecule: messenger RNA, 2177 nt
Organism: Syzygium oleosum
Lineage: Eukaryota; Viridiplantae; Streptophyta; Magnoliopsida; Myrtales; Myrtaceae
Exons: 2
Coding region: 1192-2112 (306 amino acids)
Source: RefSeq, a predicted model, not a curated record